CAAUGAGGAUCUUGUCUCAGACCGACCAACAUAAGGGUUCUUGUCAAGGCUAUCGCGCUAUGUCUCCGCCGAUUUGGUUUCAACUUACACCAGCGCUUUAAUUUGUUCGUGUUAUCCAGAUUCCACUGUACAUUAUAUGUGUCUUUAGCAACUGGUGGUACAAUUGAAACCAGUUGUGCCUUCCUUAGAUGAUCCAUUGUCUACUGACAAUCCACCGGAAAGGGUAUUUACGCGUUAGAACGCAAGAACAAUCUUACCGCCAUGGAGUACACAGCCUCACCGAAGCCGCAGCUCUCCUCUCGGGCAAAUGCGUUCUCCAUAGCCGCUUUAAUGUCCAGCGGGAAAACUAAAGACAAGGAAGCGGAGGAAAACACAAUCAAACCACUGGAACAAUUUGUGGAGAAGUCCUCUUGCAACCAGAGCUUGGGGGAUAUGCCCUCCCUGGAGUCUCACGGCGAGUUCAACAGCCCGGCUCCGGCGGUGUGCACCGAACCCCUCAUUCCCACCACUCCCGGUGUGCCGAGUGAGGAGAUGGCCAAAAUUUCCUGCAGCCUGGAAACCAAAGAGCUCUGGGAUAAAUUUCAUGACCUCGGUACGGAAAUGAUCAUCACCAAAUCUGGAAGAAGAAUGUUUCCAACUAUCCGCGUGUCUUUUUCUGGAGUCGACCCUGACGCCAAAUACAUUGUGUUGAUGGACAUUGUUCCAGUGGACAACAAGAGAUAUCGCUAUGCCUACCACCGGUCAUCGUGGCUCGUGGCCGGGAAAGCUGACCCCCCCUUGCCAGCAAGGUUGUAUGUCCAUCCAGACUCUCCUUUUACUGGGGAACAGUUACUGAAACAGAUGGUAUCCUUCGAAAAAGUCAAACUCACCAAUAACGAACUGGACCAACACGGACAUAUUAUUCUGAACUCCAUGCACAAGUACCAGCCGAGGGUCCACAUCAUCAAGAAGAAGGACCACACCGCCUCAUUGCUCAAUCUCAAGUCCGAGGAGUUCCGCACCUUCAUCUUCACAGAGACAGUCUUCACGGCCGUCACCGCCUACCAGAACCAGCUGAUAACCAAGCUAAAGAUUGACAGCAACCCGUUUGCCAAAGGCUUCCGAGACUCCUCCAGACUCACGGACAUUGAGAGAUGCAGGGAAAGUGUUGAGAAUUUGAUCCAUAAGCACUCAUACGCCCGGUCACCCAUCAGGACAUACGCAGGCGAGGAGGAGGGCAUCGGCGAGGACGGACUCUCCGCACAUGGCAGGGGCUCAGCCUUCACUGCCUCAGACAACCUCUCUCUGAGCUCCUGGGUCACCACCACCUCGGGCUUCUCCGGCUUCCAGCACCCCCAGUCCCUCUCGGCCAUCAGCUCCAGCACGGCCUCCCUGGGCAGCCCCCUGCCCCACCCCAUCCAGGGCUCCCUACCCCCCUACAGCCGCCUGGGGGUGCCCCUCACGCCCUCGGCCCUGGCCGGCUCCAUGCAGGGCAGUGGGCCCACCUUCCCCUCCUUCCACAUGCCCCGCUACCACCACUACUUCCAGCAGGGCCCGUACGCCGCCAUCCAGGGACUGCGACACUCCUCCACCGUCAUGACGCCGUUCGUAUGACUGCCGUGAUUGGCAGAGGGGAUUGAUGGGAUUGCUGAUGCGUGUGGCCCUGUGAUCUUCUCUCUUUAGAUCUCGUGUGUACUCUCCGGUGCAUAAUCGUUGGUGUGUACACACACACACACACACACACACACACACACACACACACACACACAUACAA
This is a messenger RNA of Alosa alosa (allis shad), 1753 nucleotides long. RefSeq names its product T-box transcription factor 20 (gene tbx20). Gene Ontology annotation, cellular component: nucleus. Lineage: Eukaryota; Metazoa; Chordata; Actinopteri; Clupeiformes; Clupeidae. The transcript has 8 exons. Gene Ontology annotation, molecular function: RNA polymerase II cis-regulatory region sequence-specific DNA binding; DNA-binding transcription factor activity, RNA polymerase II-specific. The record is from RefSeq and is a predicted model, not a curated record. Gene Ontology annotation, biological process: cell fate specification; positive regulation of DNA-templated transcription; vasculogenesis. The coding region runs from base 262 to 1593 and encodes 443 amino acids.